Molecule: messenger RNA, 16367 nt
Organism: Oenanthe melanoleuca
Lineage: Eukaryota; Metazoa; Chordata; Aves; Passeriformes; Muscicapidae
Gene: AHNAK
Product: AHNAK nucleoprotein
Exons: 5
Coding region: 182-16021 (5279 amino acids)
Biological process (GO): regulation of RNA splicing
Cellular component (GO): nucleus; costamere; cytoplasm
Molecular function (GO): protein binding
Source: RefSeq, a predicted model, not a curated record
GGCCGCUCCGGGACCGGCACCGGCACCGGCACCGGCAGCGCCGCCACACCCGGCACCGGGCAUGGCCCGGGCCCGCAGCUGAGCCCGCAGCGCGCAGGCCGGGAGGUGACACCGGAGCCGUUCCCGAGCGAGGUCCGAGGAUUCCUGGGGCGGAUCCGGCCGGGACCGGGACCCCACCAAGAUGGAGCCCCAGGAUGACCCCCGGGAGAUUCUCCUGCCCAGCUGGGAGGGCAGCGGCUCCCACGGCAUCACCAUCGCCCAGACUGACCACGGCGUCUUCGUGCGCUGCGUCCAGCAGAACUCCCCGGCCGCGCGCACGGGCGUGGUCAAGGAAGGGGAUCAGAUCGUCAGCGCCACCGUGUACCUGGACUCGCUGCCGCCGGGGGAGGCGGCGCAGCUGCUGCAGACCAUGGGGCAGCACGCGCUGGGGCUGCGGCUGCAGCGCCCGGGGGAGCGCCCGCCCGCGGCCGGGCACGGACACGGACACGGACACGGACACGGGCACGGACACGGACACGGGCACGGACAGAGCGGGAUGGUGCCCGGCAGCCCCGAGGUGGUGCUGAGCGGCGAUGACGAGGAGUACCGGCGCAUCUACACCACCAAGAUCAAGCCGCGGCUGCGGCCCGAGGAGGGCGCGGAGGCCGAGGGGACGCAGAGCAGAACCAUCACGGUCACCCGCCGGGUCACCGCCUACACCGUGGACGUCACCGGCGGCGACGGCGACCUCGGCCCCGAGCUCGGCGUCCCGAUCCCCGACGUGCUGCCCGGGCCCCUCCAGAGCCGCGUUCCUGGCGGAGACACCGGAGCGUCCCUGGCGGGCUGGAAGGGCUCCGGCCCCUCGCGGGGGUCACCGCGGAUCGAGGCCAACGGGCAGCUCGGAGACAUGGACGGGUCGUUCCACGUGUCCGGCGGGGCCCCGUGUCCGCAGGGGGAGGUCGCCGCCUCCUCCCUGCCCCUGGACGUGGGGAAGAUCAAGAUCCCGGCGCUGAAAAUCCCCAAAUUCGGGUUCCAGGCCGGCGGGGAAGCCCCGCGGGUGGACGUCACCUGCCCGCAGGUGGACGUGGGGGUCACCGGUGCCACCGAGGUCCCCUCCCCUCCGCCGGACGUCCCCAGCGCGGAGCUCCAGGACGGCGCCAAGGGCAAAGUCAAAAUCCCACACCUGACCUUCCCCAAAUUCUCGGCCCAGGGCGAGGCCGUGGAGGCGCCCAAGGGCGUGGCCGUGCCCCAGGUGGAAGGAGAGUGGAAAGGCCCCACCUUCAAAAAGGUGGAAACGCCCCAAAUUUCGCUGUCGGACGUGAACCUGCACCUGAGGGGCCCCAGAGGGGAGGGGGACCUGGCAGGACUCGGCCCCAAGGGGCUCCAGGUGGACGUGGCCGGACUGAAGGGCGUGGAGAUGGACGUUGGCCUGAAGGGGUCCAAGGGAGGAGUGGACGUGUCCGUGCCGAGCGUGGGGGGUGAACUGAGGGGGCCUCAACUGGACCUUAAAGGGCCCCAAAUCGGGGUGGAGGUGCCCGGAGUGGACAUCAAGGGGCCCGAGGUGAGCGCCCAGAGCCCCCAGAUCUCCGUGCCUGAUGUCGAGCUGAACCUCAAAGGGCCGGUGGUGAAAGGAAACCUGGAUGUGUCCACCCCAAAACUGGAAGGGGAGCUGAAAACCCCCGGGCUGGACAUCAAGGGCCCCAAAGUUGAGGUUGAAACCCCAGAUUUGAACAUCCAAGGGCCUGAGGGCAAACUGAAAUUCCCCAAGCUGAAAAUGCCGAAAUUUGGGGUGAAGGGAGAGAGCCCCAGCGUCGAGGUGACCCUUCCCAAAGGGGGGGUGGACGUGUCCGGCCCCAAGGUGGACGUCAGCAUCCCCAGCGUGGACGUCAAGGGCCCCAAAGUGGACAUUGAAGCGCCUGAAGUGGACGCCCACGGCCCCGAGGGGAAGUUCAGGAUGCCCAAAUUCAAGAUGCCCAAAUUUGGGAUUCCCGGGGUCAGAGCAGAGGGGCCUGAGGUGGACGUGACCCUCCCGAAAGGCGGCCUGGAGGUGUCCGGCCCCAGGGUGGACGUUGAGGCGCCGAGUUUGGACGUCCAGGGGCCCGACCUGCACCUCAAGGCUCCCAAAAUCUCCGCGCCGGACGUCAACCUGACCCUGAACGGCGCCAAGGCCAGCGGCGACCUGGACGUGAAGGGCCCUGAACUGGACAUCAAGGGCCCCAAAGUUGAGGCUGAAACCCCAGAUUUGAACAUCCAAGGGCCUGAGGGAAAACUGAAGUUCCCCAAGCUGAAAAUGCCGAAAUUUGGGGUGAAGGGAGAGAGCCCCGAGCUGGAGGUGACCCUUCCCAAGGGCAGAGUGGACGUGUCGGGUCCCGGACUGGACCUGCAGGGGCCCCAGGUGAGCACCAAAACCCCCCAAAUCUCCAUGCCCGACAUCGACCUGAACCUCAAAGCACCCAAGGUCAAGGCAGAUUUGGACGUUUCUGCCCCAAAACUGGAAGGGGAGCUGAAAACCCCCGGGCUGGACAUCAAAGGCCCCAAAGUGGAGGUUGAAACCCCAGAUUUGAACCUCCAAGGGCCUGAGGGCAAGCUGAAGUUCCCCAAAAUGAAAAUGCCAAAAUUUGGGGUGAAGGGAGAGAGCCCUGAGCUGGAGGUGACGCUGCCCAAGGGAGAAGUGGACAUUUCGGCCCCCAAGGUGGACAUUUCGGCCCCCAGGGUGGACAUUUCGGCCCCCAGGGUGGACAUCGACGUCCCGAGCGUGGACGUGGAAGGGCCGGAGGUCAAAGGGAAAGGCCUCAAGUUCAAAAUGCCUGAACUCAACGUUCAGACCCCAAAACUCUCCAUGCCAGACGUGGAUCUGGGCUUGAAGGCCCCGAAGCUGAAGGGCCCCAAAGUCGACGUGAAAGGCCCCAAAGUGGACGUGGAAGGUGCCAAAAUGGACGUGAAGGGUCCCAAGUUGGAUGUGGAAGGUCCCAAGUUGGAUGUGGAAGGUCCCAAGUUGGAUGUUGACGUGCCUGAGGUGGACUUGGAAUGUCCAGAAGGGAAACUGAAAGGCCCCAAAUUCAAGAUGCCGAAACUCAACAUCAAAUCCCCCAAAAUCUCGAUGCCCGACGUGGAUUUGAACCUGAAGGGACCCAAAGUGAAGGGAGACGUGGACGUGGCCGUCCCCAAGGUGGAAGGGGACAUCAAGGGGCCGAAGGUGGACGUGGAGGUCCCGGACGUGCACCUGGAGGGGCCAGAGGCCAAACUGAAAAUGCCCAAAAUGAAAUUGCCUCAUUUCAACGUGUCCGGCCCCAAACUGGAGGGGCCCGAGGUGGACGUGACCCUGCCCAAGGGAGAGGUGGACGUGUCCGGGCCCGAGGUGGACAUUGAGGGACCCGAGGUGGACAUUGGAGGAGCAGAAGGGAAGUGGAAAGGUCCCAAAUUCCGGAUGCCGAAACUCAACAUCAAAUCCCCCAAAAUCUCAAUGCCUGAUGUGGAUUUGAACCUGAAGGGACCCAAAGUGAAGGGAGACGUGGACGUGGCCCUGCCCAAGGUGGAAGGGGAUGUGAAAGUUCCAGAAAUGGACAUCAAAGGGCCGAAAGUGGACGUUGAGGUGCCCGGCGUGGCUUUGGAAGGGCCCGAGGGGAAGAUCAAAGGGCCCAAGUUCAAGAUGCCCGAGAUGCACAUCAAGACCCAGAAGAUCUCCAUGCCCGACGUGGACAUCAACCUCAAGGGGCCCAAGGUCAAGGGGGACGUGGACGUGGCAGUUCCGAAGCUCGAGGGGGAACUGAAGGGCCCCGAAAUCGACCUCAAGGGCCCCAAAGUGGACAUUGAUGUUCCAGAUGUCGACAUUCACGGGCCUGAGGGAAAAUUCAAGAUGCCCAAAUUUAAGAUGCCCAAAUUUGGGAUGCCCGGGGUCAAAGCAGAGGGGCCUGAGGUGGACGUGAACCUCCCAAAAGGAAACCUGGACGUAUCCGGCCCCAAGGUGGACAUUGAGGGUCCAGAGGUGGACAUUGAGUGUCCCGAAGGAAAACUGAAAGGCCCCAAGUUCAAGAUGCCCGAGAUGCAUUUCAAGACCCCCAAAAUCUCCAUGCCCGACAUCGACCUGAACCUGAAGGGGCCCAAGGUCAAAGGAGAUGUUGAUGUUUCCCUUCCCAAAGUGGAAGGGGAGCUGAAGGCCCCAGACAUCGACAUCAAAGGCCCCAAAGUCGAUGUUGAUCUCCCCGACGUGGAGCUGGAAGGUCCCGAGGGGAAGAUCAAAGGGCCCAAGUUCAAGAUGCCCGAGAUGCACAUCAAGGCCCCCAAAAUCUCCAUGCCCGACGUCGACUUUGGCCUGAAGGGCCCCAAAGUCAAGGGGGACAUCGAUGUCUCUGUCCCCAAGAUUGAAGGUGACCUCAAGGGUCCCGAAAUCGACCUCAAGGGCCCCAAAGUGGACAUUGAGGCACCUGAUGUCGACAUUCACGGGCCUGAGGGAAAGUUCAAGAUGCCCAAAUUCAAGAUGCCCAAAUUUGGGCUGAAGGGAGAAGGCCCCGAGGUGGAUGUGAACCUCCCUAAAGGAGACCUGGACGUGUCCGGCCCCAAGGUGGACAUUGAGGGUCCAGAGGUGGACGUGGAGCUGCCCGAGGGGAAGAUCAAAGGGCCCAAGUUCAAGAUGCCCGAGAUGCAUUUCAAGACCCCCAAAAUCUCCAUGCCCGACAUCGACCUGAACCUGAAGGGGCCCAAACUCAAGGGGGACGUUGAUGUCUCUGUCCCCAAACUCGAGGGUGACCUGAAGGCCCCAGACAUCGACAUCAAAGGCCCCAAAGUCGAUGUUGAUCUCCCCGACGUGGAGCUGGAAGGGCCCGAGGGGAAGAUCAAAGGCCCCAAGUUCAAGAUGCCCGAGAUGCACAUCAAGGCCCCCAAAAUCUCCAUGCCAGACUUUGAUCUCAACCUGAAGGGCCCCAAAGUGAAGGGGGACGUGGACGUGUCACUGCCCAGCGUGGAAGGGGAGCUGAAAGGGCCCAAGGUGGACGUGAAAGGCCCCGAAUUCGAUGCUUCUGCCCCAGAUGUUGAAAUCGAGGGGCCCGAGGGGAAGAUCAAAGGGCCCAAGUUCAAGAUGCCCGAGAUGCACAUCAAGGCCCCCAAAAUCUCCAUGCCCGACGUCAACUUCAGCCUCAAAGGCCCCAAGGUCAAAGGUGAUGUGGACGUGUCGGUCCCAAAAUUGGAGGGUGACCUGAAGGGCCCUGAACUGGACAUCAAAGGCCCCAAAGUGGACAUUGAAGCGCCUGAUGUCGACAUUCACGGGCCUGAAGGAAAAUUCAAGAUGCCCAAAUUCAAGAUGCCCAAAUUUGGGAUGCCCGGGGUCAAGGCAGAAGGUCCUGAGGUGGAAGUGAACCUCCCGACAGGAAACCUGGAUGUGUCCGGCCCCAAGGUGGACAUUGAGGGUCCAGAGGUGGACAUUGAGUGUCCCGAAGGAAAACUGAAAGGCCCCAAGUUCAAGAUGCCCGAGAUGCAUUUCAAGACCCCCAAAAUCUCCAUGCCUGACAUCGACCUGAACCUGAAGGGCCCCAAGGUCAAGGGGGACGUCGACAUUUCCGCUCCCAAACUGGAAGGAGACCUGAAGGGCCCUGAACUGGACAUUAAAGGCCCCAAAGUGGACAUUGAGGCACCUGAUGUCGACAUUCACGGGCCUGAGGGAAAAUUCAAGAUGCCCAAAUUCAAGAUGCCCAAAUUUGGGCUGAAGGGAGAAGGCCCCGAGGUGGAUGUGAACCUCCCAAAAGGAGACCUGGACGUGUCCGGCCCCAAGGUGGACAUUGAGGGUCCAGAGGUGGACGUGGAGCUGCCCGAGGGGAAGAUCAAAGGGCCCAAGUUCAAGAUGCCCGAGAUGAACAUCAAGGCCCCCAAAAUCUCCAUGCCCGACAUCGACCUGAACCUGAAGGGGCCCAAGGUCAAGGGAGACGUCGAUGUCUCCAUCCCCAAAGUCGAGGGUGACCUGAAAGGUCCGGACGUGAGCGUGAAAGGUCCGAAGUUGGAUGUGGACGUUCCUGAGGUGGACAUUGAAGGUCCUGAGGGGAAGUGGAAGGGACCCAAGAUCAAGAUGCCAGAGAUGAACAUCAAGGCACCAAAAUUUUCCCUGCCUGAUGUUGACCUGAACCUGAAAGGUCCCAAACUGAAGGGAGAGAUGGGCGUGUCUGCCCCGAAAAUAGAAGGAGACGUGAAAGUGCCGGAUCUGGAGUUGAAAGGACCCAAAGUGGAUGUGGAUGUUCCCGACGUGGAGCUGGAGUGUCCCGAGGGGAAGAUCAAAGGCCCCAAGUUCAAGAUGCCGGAGAUGCACAUCAAGGCCCCCAAAAUCUCCAUGCCCGACUUCGAUCUCAACCUGAAGGGCCCCAAAGUGAAGGGAGACGUGGACGUGUCCGUCCCAAAAAUUGAGGGAGAUUUGAAGGCGCCAGACAUUGACAUCAAAGGCCCCAAAAUCGAUGUCAACCUCCCUGACGUGGAGCUGGAGUGCCCUGAGGCAAAACUGAAAGGCCCCAAGUUCAAGAUGCCCGAAAUGCAUUUCAAAACCCCCAAAAUCUCCAUGCCCGACAUCGACCUGAACCUGAAGGGGCCCAAACUCAAGGGGGACGUCGACAUUUCCGCCCCCAAGCUGGAAGGUGACCUGAAGGGCCCAGACGUGGACAUCAAAGGUCCCAAACUGGACAUCGAAGCUCCUGAUGUGGACAUUGAUCUCCCAGAGGGGAAGGUGAAGGGCCCCAAGUUCAAGAUGCCCGAGAUGCAUUUCAAGGCCCCCAAAAUCUCCAUGCCUGACUUCGAUCUGAACCUGAAGGGCCCCAAGGUCAAGGGCGACGUCGAUGUCUCUGUCCCCAAACUGGAGGGGGACCUGAAGGGACCAGAGGUGUCACUGAAAGGUCCAAAGGUGGACGUAGAGGUUCCCGACGUGGAGCUGGAGUGUCCCGAGGGGAAGAUCAAAGGCCCCAAGUUCAAGAUGCCCGAGAUGCACAUCAAGGCCCCCAAAAUCUCCAUGCCAGACUUCGAUCUCAACCUGAAGGGCCCCAAAUUGAAAGGGGACGUCGAUGUCUCUGUGCCCAAGCUGGAAGGGGACCUGAAGGGCCCCGAACUGGACAUCAAGGGCCCCAAAGUCAAUGUUGACCUCCCCGACGUGGAGCUGGAGUGUCCUGAGGGGAAAAUCAAAGGCCCCAAGUUCAAGAUGCCGGAAAUGAACAUCAAGGCCCCCAAAAUCUCCAUGCCUGACAUCGACCUGAACCUCAAAGGCCCCAAACUCAAGGGGGACGUCGAUGUUUCUGUUCCCAAACUCGAGGGUGACCUGAAGGCCCCAGACAUCGACAUCAAAGGCCCCAAAGUCGAUGUUGAUCUCCCCGACGUGGAGCUGGAAGGUCCCGAGGGGAAGAUCAAAGGCCCCAAGUUCAAGAUGCCCGAGAUGCACAUCAAGGCUCCCAAAAUUUCCAUGCCAGACGUCGACUUUGGCCUGAAGGGCCCCAAGGUCAAGGGGGACAUCGAUGUCUCUGUCCCCAAGGUGGAGGGCCCUGAACUGGACAUUAAAGGCCCCAAAGUGGACAUUGAGGCGCCCGAUGUUGACAUUCACGGGCCUGAAGGAAAAUUCAAGAUGCCCAAAUUCAAGAUGCCCAAAUUUGGGCUGAAGGGAGACGGGCCCGAGGUGAAUCUCCCAAAAGCAGACCUGGACGUGUCCGGCCCCAAGGUGGACGUUGAGAUGCCGAGUGUGGACAUUGAGGGGCCCGAGGGGAAGAUCAAAGGCCCCAAGUUCAAGAUGCCUGAAAUGCAUUUCAAGACCCCCAAAAUCUCCAUGCCAGACAUUGACCUGAACCUGAAGGGGCCCAAACUCAAGGGGGACGUCGAUGUUUCCGUUCCUAAAGUAGAAGGGGAAAUGAAAGGUCCAGAAUUUGACAUCAAAGGCCCCAAAGUCGAUGUUGAUCUCCCUGAUGUUGAAUUGGAAGGUCCCGAGGGGAAGAUCAAAGGCCCCAAGUUCAAGAUGCCCGAGAUGCACAUCAAGGCCCCCAAAAUCUCCAUGCCCGACGUCGACUUUGGCCUGAAGGGCCCCAAGGUCAAGGGGGACAUCGAUGUCUCUGUCCCCAAGGUGGAGGGCCCUGAACUAGACAUUAAAGGCCCCAAAGUGGACAUCGAUGUUCCAGAUGUCGACAUCCACGGGCCUGAGGGAAAAUUCAAGAUGCCCAAAUUCAAGAUGCCCAAAUUUGGGCUGAAGGGAGAAGGCCCCGAGGUGGACGUGAACCUCCCUAAAGGAGACUUGGAUGUGUCCGGCCCCAAGGUGGACAUUGAGGGUCCAGAGGUGGACGUGGAGCUGCCCGAGGGGAAGAUCAAAGGGCCCAAGUUCAAGAUGCCCGAGAUGCAUUUCAAGGCCCCCAAAAUCUCCAUGCCCGAUGUUGAUUUCAGUCUGAAAGGCCCCAAACUCAAGGGCGACGUCGAUGUCUCUGUCCCCAAACUCGAGGGUGACCUGAAGGCCCCAGACAUCGACAUCAAAGGCCCCAAAGUCGAUGUUGAUCUCCCCGACGUGGAGCUGGAAGGUCCCGAGGGGAAGAUCAAAGGCCCCAAGUUCAAGAUGCCCGAGAUGCACAUCAAGGCCCCCAAAAUCUCCAUGCCCGACGUCGACUUUGGCCUGAAGGGCCCCAAGGUCAAGGGGGACAUCGAUGUCUCAGUCCCCAAGAUUGAAGGUGACCUCAAGGGCCCCGAAAUCGACCUCAAGGGCCCCAAAGUGGACAUUGAUGUUCCAGAUGUCGACAUUCACGGUCCAGAAGGGAAAAUAAAAUUCCCCAAAUUCAAGAUGCCUAAAUUUGGGGUCCCAGGCUUCAAAGCAGAGGGGCCUGAGGUGGACGUGAACCUCCCGACAGGAAACCUGGACGUGUCCGGCCCCAAGGUGGACAUUGAGGGUCCAGAGGUGGACGUGGAGCUGCCCGAGGGGAAGAUCAAAGGCCCCAAGUUCAAGAUGCCCGAGAUGCAUUUCAAGACCCCCAAAAUCUCCAUGCCUGACGUUGACUUUAACCUCAAAGGUCCCAAACUGAAGGGGGACGUGGACGUUUCCCUUCCAAAGCUCGAGGGUGACCUGAAGGCCCCAGACAUCGACAUCAAAGGCCCCAAAGUCGAUGUUGAUCUCCCCGACGUGGAGCUGGAAGGGCCCGAGGGGAAGAUCAAAGGCCCCAAGUUCAAGAUGCCCGAGAUGCACAUCAAGGCCCCCAAAAUCUCCAUGCCCGACGUCGACUUUGGCCUGAAGGGCCCCAAGGUCAAGGGAGACAUCAAUGUCUCUGUCCCCAAGAUUGAAGGUGACCUCAAGGGCCCUGAACUGGACAUCAAAGGCCCCAAAGUGGACAUUGAGGCGCCCGACGUCGACAUUCACGGCCCAGAAGGCAAAAUUAAAAUGCCCAAGUUCAAGAUGCCCAAAUUUGGAUUUUCCGGGCCGAAAGUGGAGGGCCCCGAGGUGGACGUGAACCUCCCUGAGGCCGAGGUCAACGUUUCGGGUCCGAAAGUCGACGUUUCAGUCCCUGAGCUGGAGCUCGAAGGCCCCGACGGGAAAAUGAAAGGCCCCAAGUUCAAGAAGCCGGAGCUGCAGUUCAACGUGCCCAAAAUCUCCAUGCCCGACAUCGACCUGAGCCUGAAGGGCCCCAAACUGAAAGGGGACCUCGAUGCUUCUCUUCCCAAGGUUGAGGGCGAGCUGAAAGGCCCCAAGCUGGACAUCAAGGGGCCGGAGCUGGAGCUGGAGGGGCCCAAGGUUGACCUCGAAGGAAAAGCUAAAAAGUCCAGGUUUAAACUUCCCAAGUUUGGCUUUUCUGGCCCCAAAGUUCAAAGCCCUGAGGUGGAUGUGAAGCUUAAGAAGCCUGAGGUGGAGCUGUCUGGCCCGAAGGUCGAGGUCCAGGCUCCGGAUUUGGACGUCCAGGGGAAAUCCAAGGGCUCCAAAUUCAAAAUGCCUUUCCUGAACAUUUCUUCGCCCAAAGUCUCAAUGCCGGACGUGGAGCUGAACCUGAAGGGGCACAAAAUGAAAGGGGAGUUUGACCUGUCCACCCCCAAACUGGAAGGGGAGCUGAAAGGUCCUGAGCUGGACAUCAAGGGCCCCAAGGUCAACAUCGAGGCCCCCGACAUCGACGUUCACGGCCCAGAGGGGAAAAUGAAAAUGCCCAAGUUCAAAAUGCCAAAAUUUGGGUUUAAAGGGGAGGGGCCAGAGGUGGACGUGAACCUCCCCACGGGAGAACUGGACGUGUCGGGUCCUAAAGUGGACAUUGAAGGUCCGGAGGUGGACAUUGAGGGGCCGGAGGGGAAGAUCAAAGGCCCCAAGUUCAAGAUGCCCGAGAUGAACAUCAAAGCCCCCAAAAUCUCCAUGCCCGACAUCGACCUCAACCUGAAGGGCCCCAAGGUCAAGGGGGACGUGGACGUGUCCCUGCCCCAGGUGGACCUGAAAGGACCCAAGGUGGACGUGGAAGUUCCCGACAUCGACGUUGAAGGUCCGAAGGGGAAAAUCAAAGGCCCCAAAUUCAAAAUGCCCGAAAUGAACAUCAAAGCUCCCAACCUCUCCAUGCCCGACCUGGACCUGAACCUGAAAGGCCCCAAGGUCAAGGGGGGGGUGGACGUCGAUCUGUCUGCACCAAAGAUCGAAGGGGACCUGAGCUUGCCAGACGUCGACAUCAAAGGCCCCAAGGUGGACAUUGAAGGUCCAGAGCUGGACAUUGAAGGGCCCGAGGGGAAGAUCAAAGGCCCCAAGUUCAAGAUGCCCGAGAUGCACAUCAAGGCCCCCAAAAUCUCCAUGCCAGACGUCGACUUUGGCCUGAAGGGCCCCAAGGUCAAGGGAGACAUCGAUGUCUCUGUCCCCAAGAUUGAAGGUGACCUCAAGGGUCCCGAAAUCGACCUCAAGGGCCCCAAAGUGGACAUUGAGGCACCUGAUGUCGACAUUCAUGGGCCUGAGGGAAAAUUCAAGAUGCCCAAAUUCAAGAUGCCCAAAUUUGGGCUGAAGGGAGAAGGCCCCGAGGUGGACGUGAACCUCCCUAAAGGAGACCUGGACGUGUCCGGCCCCAAGGUGGACAUUGAGGGUCCAGAGGUGGACGUGGAGCUGCCCGAGGGGAAGAUCAAAGGCCCCAAGUUCAAGAUGCCCGAGAUGCAUUUCAAGACCCCCAAAAUCUCCAUGCCUGACAUCGACCUGAACCUGAAGGGGCCCAAACUGAAGGGGGACGUCGAUGUCUCUGUCCCCAAACUCGAGGGUGACCUGAAGGCCCCAGACAUCAACAUCAAAGGCCCCAAAGUCGAUGUUGAUCUCCCCGACGUGGAGCUGGAAGGUCCCGAGGGGAAGAUCAAAGGCCCCAAGUUCAAGAUGCCCGAGAUGCACAUCAAGGCCCCCAAAAUCUCCAUGCCAGACUUUGAUCUGAACCUGAAGGGCCCCAAGGUCAAGGGAGACGUGGAUGUGUCACUGCCCAGCGUGGAAGGGGAGCUGAAAGGGCCCAAGGUGGACGUGAAAGGCCCCGAAUUCGAUGUUUCUGCCCCAGAUGUUGAAAUCGAGGGGCCUGAGGGGAAGAUCAAAGGGCCCAAGUUCAAGAUGCCCGAGAUGAACAUUAAGGCUCCUAAAAUCUCCAUGCCCGAUUUCGACCUAAACCUCAAAGGCCCCAAACUGAAGGGAGAUGUUGAUGUUUCUGUCCCCAACCUGGAAGGGGAUCUGAAGGGCCCUGAACUGGACAUCAAAGGCCCCAAAGUCGAUGUUGAUCUCCCAGAUGUUGAGUUGGAAGGUCCCGAGGGGAAGAUCAAAGGUCCCAAGUUCAAGAUGCCCGAGAUGCACAUCAAGGCCCCCAAAAUCUCCAUGCCCGAUGUUGAUUUUGGCCUCAAAGGCCCCAAAGUCAAAGGUGACGUGGACGUGUCAGUCCCAAAACUGGAAGGCGACCUCAAGGGCCCCGAAAUCGACCUCAAGGGCCCCAAAGUGGACAUUGAUGUUCCAGAUGUCGACAUUCACGGGCCUGAGGGAAAAUUCAAGAUGCCCAAAUUCAAGAUGCCCAAAUUUGGGAUGCCCGGGGUCAAGGCAGAAGGUCCUGAGGUGGACGUGAACCUCCCAAAAGGAAACCUGGAUGUGUCCGGCCCCAAGGUGGACAUUGAGGGUCCAGAGGUGGACGUGGAGCUGCCCGAGGGGAAGAUCAAAGGGCCCAAGUUCAAGAUGCCCGAGAUGCAUUUCAAGACCCCCAAAAUCUCCAUGCCUGACAUCGACCUGAACCUGAAGGGCCCCAAGGUCAAAGGAGAUGUCGAUGUUUCCCUUCCCAAAGUAGAAGGGGAGCUGAAGGCCCCAGACAUCGACAUCAAAGGCCCCAAAGUCGAUGUUGAUCUCCCCGACGUGGAGCUGGAAGGUCCCGAGGGGAAGAUCAAAGGCCCCAAGUUCAAGAUGCCCGAGAUGCACAUCAAGGCCCCCAAAAUCUCCAUGCCCGACGUCGACUUUGGCCUGAAGGGCCCCAAGGUCAAAGGUGAUGUUGACGUGUCACUCCCUAAGAUUGAAGGUGACCUCAAGGGUCCCGAAAUCGAUCUCAAGGGCCCCAAAGUGGACAUUGAUGUUCCAGAUGUCGACAUUCACGGCCCAGAAGGAAAAAUAAAGUUCCCCAAAUUCAAGAUGCCCAAAUUUGGGCUGAAGGGAGAAGGCCCCGAGGUGGACGUGAACCUCCCAAAAGGAGACCUGGACGUGUCUGGCCCCAAGGUGGACAUUGAGAUGCCGAGCGUGGACAUUGAGGGGCCCGAGGGGAAGAUCAAAGGGCCCAAGUUCAAGAUGCCUGAAAUGCACAUCAAGGCCCCCAAAAUCUCCAUGCCUGACCUCGACCUGAACCUGAAGGGGCCCAAGGUCAAGGGGGACGUGGACGUGUCCCUGCCCAGUGUGGAAGGGGAGCUGAAAUGUCCCGAGGUCAACGUCACCGCCCCUGACGUCUCCAUCGACAGCCCCGAGGGCAAAUUCAAACUGCCCAAGUUCAAGAUGCCCAAAUUCUCCAUGCCUGGGUUCAAGGGGGAUGGGGUGGACGUGGACCUGACCCUGCCCAAGGGCGACGUGGCCGUUUCGGGCCCCAGCGUGGACGUGGAGGCUCCGGAGCUGAGCGUGGACGGGAAAGUCAAAGGUCCCAAAUUUUCCAUGCCCGAGAUGAACAUCAAGGCCCCCAAAAUCUCCAUGCCAGACGUUGACUUCAACCUCAAAGGUCCCAAACUCAAGGGGGACGUCGAUGUCUCUGUCCCCAAACUCGAGGGUGACCUGAAGGCCCCAGACAUCGACAUCAAAGGCCCCAAAGUCGAUGUUGAUCUCCCCGACGUGGAGCUGGAAGGGCCCGAGGGGAAGAUCAAAGGGCCCAAGUUCAAGAUGCCCGAGAUGCACAUCAAGGCCCCCAAAAUCUCCAUGCCCGACUUUGAUCUGAACCUGAAGGGUCCCAAGGUCAAGGGGGACGUCGAUGUCUCUGUCCCCAAGCUGGAGGGGAGCCUGCAGUGCCCAGAUGUCGACCUCAAGGGCCCCAAAGUGGACAUUGAGGCGCCAGAUGUGACUCUGGAAGGGCCCAAGGUAAAGAUGCCCGAAAUUCACGUCAAGACCCCCCAAAUUUCCAUGCCUGACAUUGACCUGAACCUGAAGGGCCUGAAGGUCAAAGGUGACGCCGACCUGCACGGCCCCAAGCUCGAGGGGGGCCUGAAGGGCCCCGAGAUCGACAUCAAAGGCCCCAAAGUCGACAUCGAGGGCCCGGCGGUCGACGUGGAUGGUCUGGAGGGGAAAGUGAAGCUGCCCAAAAUGAAAAUCCCCAAAUUUGGCUUUAAAGGGGAAGGUCCCGACGUGGACGUGAACUUGCCGAAGGCCGAGGUGGAUCUGUCUGGCCCCAAGGUGGAUGUGGGCCUGCCAGAGGUCAACGUUGAAGGUCUGGAGGGCAAAGUGAAGGGUCCUAAAGUGAAAAUGCCCGAAAUGCACGUGAACGUCCCCAAGAUCUCCAUGCCCGAGAUAGACUUGAACCUGAAGGGCCACAAAACCAAGGGCGGCUUCGACGUUUCCACCCCGAAGGUGGAAGGUCACCUGAAGGGGCCCGAGGUCGACCUCAAGGGCCCCGAACUCGGGGUGAAAGGCCCCGAAGUUGACAUCGAAUGUCCCGACCUGAGCGUCGAGGGCCCCGAGGCCAACGUCAAAGUUCCCAAGUUCAAAAAGUCCAAAUUUGGGUUCGGCAUGAAAAGCCCCAAGGCGGAGGUUUUACCGGAUUUACCUGAGGCGGAGCUGAGCGUGGAGUCACCUGAUGCCCACCUGUCCGGCAAGGGGAAGAAGAGCAAGUUCAAGAUGCCCAAAAUCCACAUGAGCGGCCCCAAGGUGAAGGGGAAGAAGGGAGCGUUCGACGUGAACGCGGCGGGGGCCGAGCUGGACGCCGAGCUCAGCGCCGCCGGCCCCGAGGGCGCCACGAAAUCCCCCAAAGGCAGGAAGCACAUGUUUGGGAAGAUCUCCUUCCCGGACGUGGAAUUCGACCUCAAAUCGCACAAGUUCCGCGGGGAGGCCUCGGCGGGGGUCCCCAAAGUCGAGGGCGAUCUGGAGGUCAAAGGCCCGAGCCUCAACGUGGACGUUGAAGGUCCCGACGUGAACCUGAAAAGCCCAAAAUUCAAAGUGCCCGGCGUCCAGGUGGGCGCGGGCGACGGGAACAUCGGGGGGGACCUGAGGGGCCCCGGGGUCGACGUCGCCGUCCCCUCGGUGGGCGCCGACAUCGGCGUGAAAGGACCAAAAGUCAAAGGCGAAGUUGGAGUUGCUGGAGCACAACUGGAAGGUCCCGAGGUGAAACUGGGAUGGCCCAAGGGGGGAAAAGCGGGUUUGGGGCUGGAAAUGCCGGACGUGAGUGCCGACGUGGAUGUGAAGCUCAAAGGGCCCCAAAUCUCCCGGCCUGAGCUGGAGGGGAACCUGAAAGGACCAAAAUUAAAGGGAGAUUUGGACAUUUCGGGCUCCGCCCAAGGGCCCGGCGUCACCCUGGGCGCCCCCUGCUCCGUCCAGUCCCCGGGGGCCACCCUGGACCUCCAGGGGCCCUCGCUGGACGUGUCCGGCCCGGAUUUGGAUGUCAACCUGAAAGGACCAAAGUUGAAAGGAGACGUCGGCGCCAAAACCCCGCAAAUGUCGGCGGACGACUCCGGCUUCGAAAUUUUGGGGGGCACCAUCAAACUCCCGUCCCUGAAGCUGCCCCAGUUCAGCCUCUCCGGCCCCAGCGUGGACGGGGGGGACGUGGGGGUCACUCUGGAGGGCCCCCAGGCCAAGGGGGGGCUGAAGGGCUCCGGUUUGGGGCUGGAAGGUCCCGAGGUGGAGCUGAAAGGGCCGAAAUUCUCCGCGCCGGACGUUGACCUGAGGCUGAAAGGACCAAACGUGGACGUGGCCGGAGACAUCCAAGGGCCAAAGGUCAGCGUGGAGGCCCCAGGCCUGGAAGUGUCCGGCUCGGCCUUGAACGUCAACGUGAAGGGGCCGAAGGUCAAAGGCUCGGCCGAGGCGUCGGUCAGCGCCGGCUCCGGAACCUUCCACGCCGCCGGCCCCAGGGCGUGCGGCGAGGGCGGCCAGGUCAGAGUGUCCUUCCCCAAGCUGAGGAUGCCCAAAUUCGUCUUCUCCGAGCCCGAGGCCAAGGGCCGCGAGGUGGGCGUGGACGUCGACUUCCCCGGCGCCGACGCGGCCGAGCCGGAGCCGGACGAGGCCGAGGCCAGGCUGAAGAGAUCCAAGCUCAAGAUGCCCAAAUUCACCUUCUCCAAGCAGAAGGGGCGCGGCGGCGGCGGCGGCCCGGGCUCCCCCGAGGCCUCGGGGUCGGUGUCGGGCUCCAAGGGCGACCUGAAGAGCUCCAAGGGCAGCCUGGGCUCGGCCGAGGGCGAGCUGGAGGCCAGAGCCAAGUUCUCGCUGUUCCGCGGCCGGAGAGCGCGGCCGCGCUCGUCCUCCUUCAGCGACGAGGCCCCGGCGGAGCCCGGCGCCGCCCGCCAGCCCAAGGGCAAGUUCGGGACCUUCGGGGGCGUCGGCUCCAAGGGCAAGGGCUGCUACGAGGUGACGGCCGAGGACGGGGGGUCCCCGAAAUCGCGGCUGGCCCCGGCCGCGUCCUGCGAGCUGCGCAGGGAGUGACCGCCCAGGGCGGGGAGUGACCGCCGGGGGUCAGCGCCGCAGUGACCGCGGGCGGGGGUUGUACAUAGGCCCGGGCGCGGCAGGGACCCCCCGUGUGUACAGAGGGGGGAGGGGGGGGGUCCCCCCGCGUUUUUGGGGUCCUCCCUGUGCUGAGAGCUUCGAUUCUUCCCUCCGCAUUUUCCCCCUUUUUUUUUUUUUUUAUAUUUUUAUUGGGGUUUAUUUUUGUCCCCUGUUUUUUUUUCUUCCCUUCAACUCCGACUCUCCUCCCCCCCCCCAAAAAAAAAAUAUAUUUUCAGUGUUUGGUUCGUGGAAAUGAAUUUUUAUUUUUGGUCUUCCCCCCACCAAC